CACCGGCGGUGCCCAAAAGCCAAAGAGCUGCAGAUCCGGGCCUGGAUCGCUUGGCCAGCAGCCAGUCGCAUUUCCGCAAACCUGCCGAGUGGGCCGUUGCUUUUGGGCCUCCCCACGAUGUAAGCAUAAUUAAAUAAAUGUUCCUGAGCAAACACAACGACUCGACUGCAUGGACCAGCACUGGCCAUCCAUUCUUAUUAUUGUUAUCAUCUCCAGUCCUUCCCUUUCUCUUCUCUCGUCAUUGCUGCUUCUUCAUCCGACUGCAAUCACCAACUUCUUCGUCUAUCCUUUUGGUGCUUCUUUUUUUAGCUACACUCUUUUCUGACUUUGUUUCAAGCCACUCUUUCCGUGCACCGCCUUGUCUGACCCUCCCUUUUUCGUUGGCUGUCAGCUUACGAACCGUCUAUAAUUGACCCGUCUCAAGCAAGCACUGUCCUCCUGUUCGUGCCAUUGAGUGUUUCCUGAAGCCAUCUUCAGUUCUUGCGACCCACUGGUGGUGCCAUUGCCAUUC
Messenger RNA from Aspergillus heteromorphus CBS 117.55, 511 nucleotides. RefSeq lists its product as uncharacterized. The transcript has a single exon. NCBI's taxonomy places the organism in Eukaryota, Fungi, Ascomycota, Eurotiomycetes, Eurotiales, Aspergillaceae. The coding region runs from base 138 to 413 and encodes 91 amino acids. The record is from RefSeq and is a predicted model, not a curated record.